AUGAAAGUGAUAUUGAAAAAAAAAGGUUUCGAGACGAGCGUUGAAGAGGUGGAUGCUUUCGAAAAAAAUAAAGGCAACAAAGACUACUUAGAGUAUAGGACAAUGGGAUGGUGUCAAGGAGCGGCGCUCCUCUUAGCUGAGACACUCGCGCUUGGAGUGUUAUCGUUCCCCAAUAUUGCCAGUCAGAUAGGCAUAGCGCCGACGAUAGUCGCCACCAUUGGACUUGCUUAUCUGGCUUGGGUGACUGAAUAUAUAUUGAUAGACUUCAAAGUGAACCAUCCAGCAGUCAUGUCUUUUGCAGACGCCGGCCAAGUUGUCGGAGGGCCCAUAUUUAAAUGGGUGCUGUUUGUCGGUAUAAUGGUCAACACUGUCUUCAUCGCCGCGUCGUAUGUAAAUAGUGGCGGAACUGCUUUUGUAGAGAUGAGCCAUAAUGCGCGCUGCUCUGUGCUACUAGGCUUCUGUAUGGCGCUUCUUGGCUUCGUAUUCACCAUUCCUCGCAAGUUUCAACAUACAUCAUAUGCGUCUUUCGUCUCUUGUGGCUCGAUUGUCACGGCAUGUCUCAUCACUAUCAUCGCGUGCGGUGUCGAUAGAGAUCAGUGGAAAGAUGCGAGCGGUAGUGUGACAUACAAAGCUGCUGCAAAUCCAGGCCUCAUAGGUGUGAUAAACUCAUUUACAAAUAUAUUAUUUGCGUAUGGGGGACAUGCAGCCAUAUUCAGUUUCUGCUCCGAGAUGAAGAACCCCAACGACUUCAAGAAGAGUCUUGGAGUAGUGCAGUUAGUUUCAACAUUGUUCUAUAUCACCGUUGGUAUCGGCGUGUAUGCGCUGGUGGGAGAGAAUAAAGUCAAGAGCCCAGCCCUCUCAAUCCCAAGAUAUAAAGUUGAGAUUGCGGCUUAUGCGAUAGCUAUGGUAUCCAUAAUUGUAGCUGGAGUCUUGCCAGCUUUGGUUGGCAUUAAGCAGCUGUGGUUAGAGUUCUUCCGCGAGAAACCAAUGCUUACAAGUAAUAAUUGGAAAGCGCAGGCUAUCUGGACAGCGCUCGCGUUUGUUACGUGGAUGCUCGCAUUCGUUCUUGCACAGCUGAUUCCCUUCUUCUCGUCACUGCUUUCGAUCAUCUCGAGCAUUACUAAUAUGUGGUUCACGUAUGGACUGUCGGGUGUGAUAUGGCUUUGGGAUAAUAAGAGAGGCAGUCAUCGCUCACCGGCGAGCAACGCAAUGAUGCUAAAAAGAGGACUGCAAGGAGUGCGAGAAGCAGUUAGCGGCAAAGCCUCUCAUGGAAUUCAAGGUAGCCAACGCAGCCAACGCAGCCACCUCAUCCAACUCCGCCAAAUGAGCAAAGCGAUAGAGAAGCCGCGGAAGGUCACGAUUAGCAGUCUCAACAAGCUCAAGAAGCAGCAUAUGCCGAUAACUGUGUUAACGUGUUAUGAUUAUCCGACGGCGAAGAACAUUGAGCACACGCACACAACACAGGACGGGAUAAACAUAGCACUCGUCGGUGAUAGUCUAGCGUUCACUGCACUUGGCUACACCUCCACCUCGCAACUCACACUCGACGAGAUGAUCCACCACUGCAAGGCGGUCAGUCGGGGUGCGAGUACGCCGCUCAUUAUCGCUGAUAUCCCUUUCGGGUAUGUGGGUCUAUCUGACGAGGCGGCGGUAGGUGCAGCGAUCCGACUCGUGCGCGAAGGGGGCGUGGAUGGAGUGAAGAUUGAAGGGGGAGCCAAGGAGGCGCGUGUUAUCGCAAAGGUCGUCGAUGCGGGUGUUCCGGUUAUUGCACAUGCUGGUUUACAGCCUCAGCGUGCUACGCAGACUUCUGGGUUCAGGGUACAGGGCAAGACGGCGGGCAGUGCGCUGUCGAUCGUAGAGGAUUGUAAAGCCGUGCAGGAAGCAGGCGCUUUUGCAGUUCUUCUCGAAGCUGUACCACCGCAGCUGGGUGAUUACAUCACUGAGCGUCUCAAGGUACCCACUAUCGGCAUUGGCGCGGGUGGGGGUACUGAUGGACAGGUGCUCGUGCAGAAUGACAUGGUAGGCGCUUUCGACGCUUUCAGGCCGAGGUUUGUAAGGGUGUUCGGCGACGUUGGCGGUGCAACUGGUGAGGCUAUUGAGAGUUAUGCGCAGAGCGUGCGCGCAAGAGACUUCCCCAGUGCGGAAGAGUCGUACACUAUCGAGGAAAGCAAGUGGAACGAAAUACGUGAGCAUAUAGAGAAGAAAGAAAGGCAGCAGGAGUAG
This is a messenger RNA of Wallemia ichthyophaga EXF-994, 2223 nucleotides long. Its product is annotated as 3-methyl-2-oxobutanoate hydroxymethyltransferase. The record is from RefSeq and is a predicted model, not a curated record. Gene Ontology annotation, molecular function: magnesium ion binding; 3-methyl-2-oxobutanoate hydroxymethyltransferase activity. Gene Ontology annotation, biological process: pantothenate biosynthetic process. Gene Ontology annotation, cellular component: mitochondrion. The coding region runs from base 1 to 2223 and encodes 740 amino acids. NCBI's taxonomy places the organism in Eukaryota, Fungi, Basidiomycota, Wallemiomycetes, Wallemiales, Wallemiaceae. The transcript is spliced from 7 exons.